Messenger RNA from Antechinus flavipes (yellow-footed antechinus), 5578 nucleotides. RefSeq names its product solute carrier family 5 member 9 (gene SLC5A9). Gene Ontology annotation, molecular function: D-glucose:sodium symporter activity. Lineage: Eukaryota; Metazoa; Chordata; Mammalia; Dasyuromorphia; Dasyuridae. The record is from RefSeq and is a predicted model, not a curated record. The transcript is spliced from 14 exons. The coding region runs from base 1830 to 3839 and encodes 669 amino acids. Gene Ontology annotation, biological process: transmembrane transport. Gene Ontology annotation, cellular component: plasma membrane.
UCUGGGGGGGGACUGGUUUGUGAGCCACUUCUCCUUAUCUGCUUAAAGUGUGUUUAGAGUCAGAAGAUCCUUUAAUGUCUGAAUCCUUAAUUGGAGAUUUGCUGGGACACUGGGCGAGUGACUUUCCCUCUCUGGGCCUGUUUCCAGCUUUAGGAAAUGGAGAGGGAUGGGGUGGGUGGUCUCUGACUUCCCCAACUUGGGGAAGGAUUUAGGAAGGGGGGGCACUCAAAGCAUCCGCUUUCCCCCCAAGAACACCCCCCCCAGUGGGCAGGCUCCUGUUCCAUCACAGAAAACCUGUCAUACUUUAUAAAGGCUCCAGCUUCUUAAGGGCUUGGAAGUGGCGGAGGUUCCAUCUUCACACUUAUGGCCUGGCCUUUCCCUAGCACCUGGACCCGCCCUGGCUGAGCAGGGGGUGUAGGGGCUCCUCCCCCCACUCCCCUCCACUCAGAUUCACACCCCGUCCAUCAGCCAGCUGGGUCUUCAUUCCUCGAGAGCCUGGGGGAGGGGUCAUCCAUGCUGUUUGACAGAAAGGGAAAGGGGACUUGGACUACUGAGGAAAUGGAGUCCUUGUUCCCAGAUGAUACGACGAAUUGGGACUCCGGGCGUCCGUCUAAUCCAGGCUCUCCAUUUACACGAGGAAGCUCCCAAGUAGGGGAGCGGCCAGAGAUUCAGAGCCAGGAGUCAGAACAGAGACCCCCGCCCCCUCUCCGGAGGCGCCGCACAGCAUGAGGGGGUCCCUGACUCAUUCAAGCAGGGCCCUAAACGUCAGUAAAUUCCCAAGGGCUCAGGAUCUCAGCAGAGAUGCGCCUUCUCCCUUGUUGUUGUUCGUCCUUCACUCCUUCUACCCCAGAGCUUCCAGAAAGCCUCAGCGCGUCACUGGGCGCACAGUAGGUACUUAACCGAGGGGCGUGGCUCAGAUCAAACAUUAGCGCCCUUCCCCUUUGUUUUCAUGGCACGUGAGCUUUUUCUUAAUUUCAAUAAAAUAUGCCCUCUCCUCACACCCAAUAAGUCUUUGAGACAAAGAUAAAAAAUAAACAAAAAACCUUCUGCAAAACCAACCAGCGCCUUGACUGCGCCUGAGAUACUCUGCAAUAUUCCCCACCCGCAGACCCCACCUCUGGGGCUCAUCGUUUGUUUCCACUAAUCUGCCUUUCGCAAGACUUUGGGAUCCUUCUUUCCUCCUCUUUUUUCCUCCCUUCUGAUUCCUCUUCUAUUCACCCCCUUUCUCUUCGUCCUCCUCUUUUCCUUUUUUUCCUUUCUCCUCUUUAUUCUGUUCUCUUCUUCCUCCCUUCUAUUUGUCCUCUUUCCCUUCUUCCUCCUCUUCUCUUCUUUCUCCUUUCUCCUCUUCUUUAUUCUGUUCUCUUCUUCCUCCUUUCCUUCCAUUAUUCCCCUUCCCUUCUUCCUCUUCUCCUCUUUUCUGUUUUUUCUCUUCUUGCCUUUCAUUUUUUCCUUUCCUUUUCACCUUCUCCUCCUCCUCUUUCCCUUUGCUCCCUCUCUCCUGCCUUCCUCCUCUUUCCUCCUCUCUCCAUUUCUCUUCCCUCCUCCCUCUUUCUCCUAUUUCUCUUCUCUUCUCCCGUCCUCUCUUUUCCUCCUCCCCCUCUUUCUCUUCUUUCUUCCUUUUGUUCUCUCUUCCUCCUUGGGCUGCCUACGGGCCGAGGAGGGUGGACUCUGGCUGGCGGGAGCUGGGAUCCAGGACGCCCGGCCCCACCCUGAGCGUUCUCCGUCCCAGCCAGGACUGAUUAAUGAUUACAGGGGCCGAAUGAAGGCUGCUGGCUUAGGUGCACCUCAAAGUCCACCUUGGCCCUGACCCCCAGCGGAGGCCGCGGGAGAUGGAGGCAGGAGCUCGGGAGGCCCCGGCGGAGCCUCCCCAGGAGGCCAGGGCUGUCCUUAACACCUAUGACAUCUUGGUGGUGGUCUUCUAUUUUGUCUUCGUCCUGGCAGUGGGGAUCUGGUCCUCCCUCCGCGCCAGCAGAAGCACCGUCGGCGGCUAUUUCCUGGCCGGGCGCUCCAUGACCUGGUGGCCGAUUGGUGCCUCUCUGAUGUCCAGCAAUGUGGGCAGUGGCUUAUUCAUCGGCCUGGCGGGGACGGGAGCCGCUGGUGGCCUGGCUGUGGGGGGCUUCGAGUGGAAUGCCACCUGGCUGCUCAUCGCUCUGGGCUGGGUCUUUGUCCCGGUCUACAUCGCGGCGGGCGUCGUCACCAUGCCCGAGUACCUGAAGAAGCGAUUUGGGGGCCAGAGGAUCCAAGUGUACAUGUCCGUCCUGUCCCUGGUCCUGUACAUCUUCACCAAGAUUUCGACUGACAUCUUCUCGGGAGCCCUGUUCAUCCAGGUGUCCUUGGGCUGGGAUCUCUACCUCUCCACUAUCAUCUUACUCAUCGUGACGGCCGUCUACACUAUCGCCGGGGGCCUGACUGCUGUCAUCUACACGGACGCUCUGCAGACGCUCAUCAUGGUGGGGGGAGCCCUGGUCCUCAUGUUCUUGGGGUUUAAGGAGGUGGGCUGGUACCCGGGCCUGCAGGAGAAGUACAGCGCCGCCAUUGCCAACGUCACGGUGCCCAACACCACCUGCCACCUGCCGAGGCCCGACGCCUUCCACCUGUUCCGGGACCCCGUGACCGGGGACAUCCCGUGGCCCGGCCUCAUCUUCGGGCUCACGGUGCUGGCCACGUGGUGCUGGUGCACGGACCAGGUGAUUGUGCAGAGAUCCCUGUCCGCCAAGAACCUGUCCCACGCCAAGGGCGGCUCGGUGCUGGGCGGCUACCUGAAAAUCCUGCCCAUGUUCUUCAUCGUCAUGCCCGGCAUGAUCAGCCGCGCGCUCUACCCAGAUGUGGUCGGCUGUGUGGACCCCGACAUCUGCCAGGCCGUCUGUGGCGCCCGAGUGGGCUGCUCUAACAUCGCGUACCCCAAGUUGGUGAUGGAGCUCAUGCCUGUGGGGCUCCGCGGGCUGAUGAUCGCCGUCAUCAUGGCUGCCCUCAUGAGCUCGCUCACCUCCAUCUUCAACAGCAGCAGCACGCUCUUCGCCAUCGACAUCUGGCAGCGCUUCCGCCGGGAGGCCACCGAGCGCGAGCUGAUGGUGGUGGGCAGGGUGUUCAUCGUGCUCUUGGUGGUCAUCAGCAUAGUCUGGAUCCCCAUCAUCCAGAGCGCCAACAGCGGGCAGCUCUUCGACUACAUCCAGUCGGUCACCAGCUACCUGGCGCCCCCCAUCACGGCGCUCUUCCUCCUGGCCAUCUUCUGCCACCGGGUCACAGAGCCCGGGGCCUUCUGGGGCCUGGUCUUCGGCCUGGUGGUCGGCGCCGUCCGGAUGGUCCUGGAGUUCUCGUACGGGGCCCCCUCGUGUGGGGAGCACGACGCCCGGCCCGCCGUGCUCAGGGACGUGCACUACCUCUACUUCGCCCUGCUGCUCUUCGGCCUCACGGCCCUGGUCAUCCUGGCGGUCAGCCUCUGCACGCCCCCCAUCCCCGAGGAGAAGCUCAUCCCCCUGACCUGGUGGACCCGACACCGCAGGGCUCCGGACCUGGACGGGCACUACCACGGGCACCCAGCCGGGGGUCGGGAGGCAGAGCGGUCGGCCCCGGACAGUCGGGCAGAAGAGCUCGUGUGGGAGGGCGAUGCCCUUAAGGAGGAGUGCCCAGCCCCGACCCAGUCCUGCUGGCAGAAGUUUUAUUUCUGGUUCUGUGGACUUUCUUCCGCUCCCGCCCCCGUCCUGAGUCCCGCAGAGAAGGCCGCGAUGGAAAGAAAGUUAACAAGCAUCGAGGAAACGCCACUGUGGAGGCUCGUUUGUGACAUCAACGCCAUCUUUCUACUUGCCGUCAACAUCUUCCUCUGGGGCUACUUUGCCUAGGUGGGCCCCCAUCGGUCUGGGAGGGACCAACCAUCUGGUAGCAAACUGCCUGCAAGGUCGGCGUCGGGAGUUGUGGAGGGAGCCCCUGAAAGGGGGCCGAGGUCAUCACGGAAGGUCAGUCAGGGCCGGCCGGGACGUGGGCCCACCUCAGCCGGUCCCCAACCACCUCCCCCUGCCCUGGUGAGUGGCGGCCACUGGACACGACCCCAGGCUUGGGCUCGAAGUUUCGUCCGCGUCCUCCUGGCCGUGUGCGAUCUCGGACAAAAGUGCUUCCCUGCUCCCUCCCUCCUGUGGCCCUUCCGGGUUUAGAAGCUCUUUCCUCCCGUGGCCCAGUGAGGGAGGGAGGGACAGGAUUGCCAUCCUCACCUCACAGAUGAGGAAGCGGAAUCUCAGAGAGGAAAAGUGACUUCCCGAGGACCAGAGAGCGAGUCGGAGGGCUGGUCUCUCCCAGCAGUGCUCCCAGUCUUCCAGACUGCCCCGAGCCAGCCGUCGUGGGCCUGGGCCAGGGAAGCUGCCAUCACGGGCCUGGACCAGGGAAGCUGCUCCCUUCUCUCCUCCUUUCGCCAGGUCCUCGCCUAUCAUCUCCUCACCCCAGGAGGGCCCUGAGGCCUGCCGGGAGCCUGGAGACCGGGGCUGGGAAGAUGCUCACCGGGUUCUAUGUGUCCCUCCCUUUCAAACUCCUGCCUCCAUCCCUUCCUGGGCCCCGACAGCUUUGCCCUGCUCUGUUGUGACAAUGGUGCUUUUCCACUCAGUGGCUCCCACUCUUAAGGACUGAAAUCCAGACUCUGCCCUAGUGUGAGGUAAGCAGUCUCGCCUCUCCGUUUUAUUCAGGCCGCCCGCCUCUGGCCAAACCCUUGUCUCCUCAUGUCCCAUCCCUUCCUGAGACCUUCACUCCCGAUGUUUCCCAUUCUUAGAAAGAACUCUCCAGUUGUGACCUGAUCCAGCUGUUUUGGAGAGGAAGUAAACACAGGCCCAAAGGGCUAUAAAGCCAUGUCUGCCCUUUGACCAGCAAUACCUCCGCUAGCCAGAAAGGUGAAAAAAAGGAAAAGGCCCCAAAGGGAGAGAUUUGUCAUUCUUUUCAUUGGAAAUGGAGGGGACACUCUUCGAUUGGGGAACAGCUGAAUAAAUUAUGAUGUGUAAUUAUGAUGAGCAGGAUACGCUCAGAAAAACCUGGAAAACCGUCCAUGGGCUGAUGCACAGUGAAAUGUGCUGUGUACAAAGUAACGGCAAUGUGGAAACGUGAUCUUGAACACGGCAGCAACAGGAUUAUACGAUGAUCAGUUCUGAUGGACGUGGCUCUCUUCAACAAUGAGAUGAUUCAGACCAGCUCCAACUGUUCAGUGAUGGAGAGAACCAGCUGUAACCCAAGAGAGGAUUGUGGGAACUGAGUGUGGUUCACAACAGAGCAUUCUCACUCUUUUUGUUGCUGUUCACUUACAUUUUAUUUCCUUUCUCAUUUUCCCUACUUGAUUUGUUUUUUUUUUUUUGUUUUGUUUUGUUUUAUUUUUCUGUUUUGUUUUGUUUUUUUGUGCAGCACAAUGAUUGUAUAAACCUGUAUGCAUAUAUUGGAUUUAACAUAGAUUUCUCUCCUGUUUAACAUAUAUUGGAUUACUUGCCAUCUAGGGCAGGGGGUGGGGAAAAGGGGGAGGAAAUUAGGAACACAAGGUUUUGCAAGGGUCAGUAGUGAAAAAUGAUCCAGGCAUAUGUUUUAAAAAUAAAACCUUUUAAUAAAAAAGAAA